This is a messenger RNA of Cetraspora pellucida, 597 nucleotides long. NCBI's taxonomy places the organism in Eukaryota, Fungi, Glomeromycota, Glomeromycetes, Diversisporales, Gigasporaceae. The record is from the annotation of a GenBank genome assembly.
AUGGUACUUUCAAGAAGAUAUCUCAGUGGUAGUAGACUUGUUAAAACUGCGAACAAUAAAUUCAAAUGCCCUGCUGAAGACUUGUUGUCUAAAGGAGAUUCACAUAAACUAGAGUCAUGCAGAGAACUUGAUAGACUUAUUAAUGAGUUAACACAUGCUGAAGAAGAAUAUUUGCCUUUAACUGAACAUGGAUUUUCCUUCUUGGCAGAAAAAGAAAAAGUAACAAUUACAAUUAAGAAUUUACGCAAAGAGGUUGCAAAUCUUAAGUCUGAGCUUAUUAAAAAUAAUAAUCAAAUCGCAUCAUUAAAUGAAAGGCAUAAAAAAAUACUUAAUGUUUAUGAAAUUUUAUUGAAGAAGCAUGCUAUUCUUAAUAAAGAUUACAUUUUAUUAGAGCAAGAAAAUCGGGAAUUGGAUAAACUGGCAAAAUUAUUUAAAGAAAUUGAAGAAUUAAGCAAAAAAAUCAGAAUGUUAUAUGAAGAAAUCGAAAAAUUAAAGAAAAAAAAUGAAUUGCUUUCUUGUUUGCUUACACCAAUGUCGAUUAUCGGAUACAAUUUUCAAAUAUAUGUUUUACAUCCCUUAUUAGAAUUGAACAUCUGA